CGGCAGACAUUCGGGGCGGACAGAAACGGGGCUCGGCGCCCCCCGCGUGCACGUGUGCUAGCCCAGGCAGGAGGGAGCUCCUCGGCGGAGGAGUCAAGGAAGAGGGGGAGGGAGAAACGCGCCAGAACCUCGGUCCCGGGCGCCCUGGUCGGCCGCGGAGGAGCUGCAACCUCCAACAGGAAGGUGUGGUCCCUGCCAUGCUAUCAUCUGCUCUGCUCAGUGACUGAAGGCGCCUGCAUCCCAGCUCUGCCAGGAAGCAAAGGUUGUCACGUCUUCCCGAGCCAGGCCAGCCAGGAGCGCUGCAUGCAAAUUCUGCCGUGGGCUAAGGCACGCUAACCAGAGCCGGCGGCAUGGACUUCGUCAUGAAGCAGGCCCUUGGAGGGGCCACCAAGGACAUGGGGAAGAUGCUGGGGGGAGAAGAGGAGAAGGACCCGGACGCGCAGAAGAAGGAGGAGGAGCGGCAGGAGGCCCUGCGGCAGCAGGAGGAGGAGCGCAAGGCCAAGCACGCGCGCAUGGAGGCGGAGCGGGAGAAGGUCCGGCAGCAGAUCCGAGAUAAGUAUGGGCUGAAGAAGAAGGAGGAGAAGGAAGCAGAGGAGAAAGCGGCCCUCGAACAGCCCUGCGAGGGGAGCCUGACCCGGCCCAAGAAGGCCAUCCCUGCGGGCUGCGGGGACGAGGAGGAGGAGGAAGAGGAGAGCAUCCUGGACACGGUGCUCAAAUACCUGCCCGGGCCGCUGCAGGACAUGUUCAAGAAGUAACCAGGCCUCCUGCCCCAGCCCACUCCACCUGUUACUACUUCUUUUUGGUUCUUUCUUUUCUUUUUAUUAGGUUAAGUCUCAAUUCUGAAGGGGAAAACCUCAGUUGGCCUCUGCCCCCCUUCCCCAGCCAGGGGCUUCUCCCCCUCAGCUCUCCCUCACACCUCCCUUCAUUCCAGGGUAUCC
This is a messenger RNA of Rhinopithecus roxellana (golden snub-nosed monkey), 938 nucleotides long. It is a transcript of the gene CPLX2, whose product is annotated as complexin 2. Gene Ontology annotation, biological process: synaptic vesicle exocytosis; regulation of neurotransmitter secretion; neurotransmitter transport. The coding region runs from base 351 to 755 and encodes 134 amino acids. Gene Ontology annotation, cellular component: SNARE complex; terminal bouton. Gene Ontology annotation, molecular function: syntaxin binding. NCBI's taxonomy places the organism in Eukaryota, Metazoa, Chordata, Mammalia, Primates, Cercopithecidae. The record is from RefSeq and is a predicted model, not a curated record. The transcript is spliced from 5 exons.